AAAAGAGUCAAGGCGCGCAGCGGCUACGACGCCCUAUCGGAUUUUGUGGAGCCUUCCAUCUCGUGUCAUCAACAUCGACGUGAUAUGGCUAUCGCCCUACCUACCUUCAUCACACUCCGCGAUGGCAUCGCCAUCUAGUGGAUGUGAUAAUUUUCCGGACCGCGCGCGACGAACAUGUCGUCUACUAGUAUUGUCGCUUCGAACCAGCAUCCUCGCAAGCACAACCCCAAGGUCAAGACAGGAUGCAAAACCUGCAAGUAUGACCACGCCUUAGUCGUCACUCGAGAGUAAACUUGCCAACACACGCCAGGAAACGUCGCGUAAAGUGUGAUGAGAAGCGCCCUUAUUGCCUCAAGUAAGCAGGCAAGCUUCCUCGUACGUAGACUCAAAGACCACGAUGUUUACUCCUGUAGAUGUACAUGCACCGGCCGUAAAUGCGACGGAUACAGUCAACCAAAGCAUGAUUAUCAGACCAGCAUCAUCAGCUACGCACUCGAAUCUUCAAAUAGCCCCAAACAUGCGCUUUCACCAUUAUCCGAGUGCGACAACGUACACCACAUCGAGUUCUACUAUCACUGCGUCGGGCCAAUGCUAUCCGGCAGGUUCGACACCGAUUUCUGGUGUGGGAUAGUGCUCCAAAUGGCACAUGCCGAGCCCGCCGUCCGCAACGCCAUGAUAGCCCUUGCUUAUCUGAACCAACAGCAAUGCGGCAGCUCAGCACAUGCACAUCAACUCGCCGCAGCACAAGACGAACAGAACAGUCGACAGUUUUGUCUCUAUUACAACAAAGCCAUCAAAAGCCUUGUAACACGCAUGACCGACGCAUCAUACGCACCAGAAAUGGGGCUGGUGACUUGCCUUCUCUUCGCAUGUAUAGAGUUUCUCCGAGCAGAGACACAACACGCACUGCUUCACAUGCGGAAUGGUCUUCGUAUCGUUUCUGAGCUGCGGAGGAACCACGCUGUUGCCUCAUCAUCCUUAUACCUUACAAAACUGGUACGCAACGGGGCUAGUGGACCUCUAGAUCUGAUUGAGAAAACGCUUGUACCUGUAUUCACCCAGGGUCUGAUAUCCACGCUACUACAUGGCAUAGACGUCGACACGGAAUUUGCUUUCCUCGACUCUCCGCUCCAGGGAUCGCACAUGACAGGCUUUACUAGUAUACGCGAAGCACGCUUUGCGUACUGCGAGCUACGCAACGCAUCGAUUCUUUUGGCGCGCAACAUGGCUAUCAAGAUAUUCCAAGGCCAAAAGCCGUCCGCAUCAGAUCUCGAGAGACAAGUACAAGUUUUGUCUUGUCAUUGCACGUGGUCUGAAGCUCUACUUGCGUUCGAAAGCUCGAGGAACCUGUCUGAAGAAGACAAACGUUGUAUUAGUGCGCUGAAGAUAGGAUACUACGCGACCUACACAGCAACCGCGUGUGUGCACUCCGCACGCCAAACAUCAUUCGAUGCGCAUCUCAACAGCUUCAAAGCCAUUAUCUACCACGCGACCCUCCUCAUUAACGCCAUGACCGUCGCAAUACCUUCACGCCCACAAGCCCACCGUCUAAACGCCGCAGCAAACUUCACAUUCGACACAUCCUUAGUCCCUGCUUUAUACUUCGCUGCCCUCCGCUGCCGCCACCCCGCCAUCCGCCGCGAAGCCAUCGCGCUACUUUCUCGCAAUCUACCCCGUGAAGGGCUCUGGGAUCCGGAGCAGUACCGCAUCUUAGCUGAGCGCAUUGUGCAGAUUGAAGAGAUGGAGGUUGAUGAGGAGGGGUGGCCGGUGGAACGGACGAGGCUUUGGAGCGGGACUGUGACGCCGGAUGCACGUGAGGAAAGUGGGUUUAGAGCGGAUUUCUUGUUUGCGAGGGAUGUUGAGAGGGGUUUGGGGAUGAUGUGGGAGAAGGGGAGUGGGCGGAAUGGGGAGGGUGGCCUGGGGUUGACUGUGGGGGAGCUGUACGUUGAUGUGCCUGUGCAGCGUGACUUGAACAACUAAUACACGACUCAUGCCUGCCUGUACACAGAACAAUCGGGCCCGAAACAGCAUCCUAACCUAUCCCAUUCUCUACAAGGACGAUCGCAAUCGCUUACAGAUUACUUCUCGCUCCGUUCCGUUGCCAAGAAAUGUUCUACAAUUACGUGAUAUCCACUCCUUUCCAAAAAAAAACAAAACACAUACGAUACCAUCUUUACCACGAACGCCGAUGGACGCCUGACGUGUUACCGGACCCUCAAGCCACCUUGUGUCGCCAUAGUGAUGCUUUUAGUACAAGGAUGAAGUGAAUCAACAAAUGAGAGAAAGAGAGGAUGGCUACAUGUCCGUGAUCAUAGCCUGGUCAUCCUGACGCUGGCCCUCGGCCACGAUGCCAAGAAGCCGUGCGUAGGGGACCGUUAUACGCUGGAGGUCGCGGUGUUUACCUAUAUCGGACAUUAGCAUACUGAACCGGCAACGUCGUAGAAAAG
This is a messenger RNA of Alternaria rosae, 2447 nucleotides long. RefSeq lists its product as uncharacterized. The coding region runs from base 331 to 1980 and encodes 549 amino acids. The record is from RefSeq and is a predicted model, not a curated record. The transcript has a single exon. NCBI's taxonomy places the organism in Eukaryota, Fungi, Ascomycota, Dothideomycetes, Pleosporales, Pleosporaceae.